GAAUCACAUUAUCACUAGCCUGUGAGACUUAACAUACCCCUCCCCUAUAUAUCUCCUUUGUUAAAAUAAGAAUAAAAAAUAAAAAAAAGUUUUAUUCAUCUCUUUAUAUAUUUAUGGAAAAUUAAGAAUUUAUUAAGCAAAAGCAUUUGCCCUUAGUCUCAUUGCUUAUUUUUCACCAUGGAAACCUGGUUCCUCGUCCCCAUAGCCCUCUGCGUCUGCUUCCUCUUCAAACCCCUUCUUUCUCCAUUCCUACCCAGUUCCAUCACCAAACCCAAGCUCCCUCCCGGGCCCCGCUCCAUCCCCAUCAUAGGCAGCUUCUUGUGGCUCCGGAAACCCGUUUCGGAGCUCAAGCACCUCAUCCGCAACCACCAGGUCCAAUACGGGCCCAUCAUCUCCCUCCACAUCGGCUCCGGACCCGUCGUCUUCAUCGCCGACCGCUCCCUCGCCCACCAGGCCCUCAUCCAGAACGGCGCCGUAUUCGCUGACCGCCCACCGGCCUUGGCCACCAACAAGUACAUGAGCAGCAACCAACACAACAUCAGCUCCGCCGUCUACGGUCCCACUUGGCGCCUCCUCCGCCGCAACCUCACCUCCGAAAUCCUCCACCCUUCCCGCGUCAAAUCCUACGGCAACGCCCGCAAAUGGGUUCUCGACAUCCUCGUCAACCGCCUCAAAACCAAGUCUCAGUCCGAGACCGAAGGCGGCGGCGUCAGGGUGAUCGAGCAUUUCCAAUACGCCAUGUUCUGCCUCCUGGUUCUGAUGUGCUUCGGAGACAAAUUAAACGAAGAGCAAGUCAAAGAAAUCGAGCGCGUGGAGCGCCAACGACUUUUCAGUAUCGAGCGGUUCAAAAUCCUUAAUUUCAAACCGAAAUUGACGAAGAUUCUCCUCAAAAACCGGUGGCGGGAAUUCUUCAAGAUCCUCGAGGAACAAAGAGAAGUGAUCGUCCCUCUGAUUCGGGCACGACAGAAAUCAAACAACGACAGGCUGGCUAGAAGCACCGACGACGACGACAAAGACGAUGAAUAUGUGUUGUCGUAUACUGAUACGCUGCUAGACCUCCAGCUCCCCGACGGCAACGAAAAGCGGAAGCUUUCGGAGGACGAAAUGGUCAACCUCUGCUCGGAGUUUCUCAACGCCGGCACCGACACGACUUCCACGGCGCUGCAGUGGAUCAUGGCCAACGUAGUGAAGUACCCAGAAGUUCAGGAGAAGCUCCUUGCGGAGAUUAAAGGGGUUGUGGGAGAAACAGAGGAGGAGGUGAGGGAGGAGGUCCUGCAGAAGCUGCCGUAUCUGAAAGCCGUGAUCUUGGAGGGCCUGCGGCGCCACCCGCCGGCGCACUUUGUGCUGGCGCAUGCGGUGACGCACGACGUGGUUUUAGACGGACACUUGGUGCCCAAGAACGGGAGUGUUAAUGUCAUGGUGGCGGAUAUAGGUUGGGACCCGCAAGUGUGGGAGGACCCCAUGGCGUUCAAGCCGGAGAGGUUCUUGGGCGGAGAUGAAGGGUUCGACUUGACGGGGAGCAGGGAGAUCAAGAUGAUGCCGUUUGGGGUGGGGAGGAGGAUCUGUCCAGGGUUGGGACUGGCGGUGCUGCAUCUGGAGUAUUUUGUGGCGAAUUUGGUUUGGAAAUUUGAGUGGAGAGUUGUGGAGGGAGAUGGCGUGGACCUCUCUGAGGAAGAGGAGUUUACUGUAGUGAUGAAGAAUCCAUUGCAAGCCCACUUAAUCCCAAGAGGCAAAUAAGUGUGAGAUUUUAUUUUUUCGAGUUUCCAACCAACUGUAUUAUUACACUUAGUGUGUCGAGUCGUGUGCUUGUUACAUUAAAAUUCUCAUUAAAAAUGUAGUACAAAUGUGGUAUGAAAAUGUAGUAAGUGUAAAAUUACUCGUUAAGAGUUAUUUAUUUAUAUUUUAAUAAAUUAUGAGUUGUUUAUUGUA
This is a messenger RNA of Pyrus x bretschneideri (Chinese white pear), 1929 nucleotides long. RefSeq names its product cytochrome P450 89A2. Lineage: Eukaryota; Viridiplantae; Streptophyta; Magnoliopsida; Rosales; Rosaceae. The transcript has a single exon. The record is from RefSeq and is a predicted model, not a curated record. Gene Ontology annotation, cellular component: membrane. Gene Ontology annotation, molecular function: heme binding; oxidoreductase activity, acting on paired donors, with incorporation or reduction of molecular oxygen, NAD(P)H as one donor, and incorporation of one atom of oxygen; iron ion binding. Bases 178 to 1737 code for a protein of 519 amino acids.